This is a messenger RNA of Entamoeba dispar SAW760, 840 nucleotides long. RefSeq names its product tyrosine protein kinase SRK3, putative. Gene Ontology annotation, molecular function: ATP binding; protein kinase activity. Gene Ontology annotation, biological process: protein phosphorylation. The coding region runs from base 1 to 840 and encodes 279 amino acids. The record is from RefSeq and is a predicted model, not a curated record. Lineage: Eukaryota; Evosea; Mastigamoebida; Endamoebidae. The transcript has 2 exons.
AUGAAAACUGAUUUAGUAGACAUCAAAGACUUAUUACCUAAUUUUAUGCAAGAAGCUGGAAUGAUGGAAAGAAUUAGAUGUCAAUACGUAGUGAAUUAUAUUGGAAGUGUUGUGACACCAGAUACGUUAUAUAUAUCACGUGGAAUGGAAUAUUUACAUCAAAACGAUAUUGUUCAUCGUGAUUUAAAAACUGAUAAUGUUUUAGUCGUUUCAAACAAUCCAUUUGAUCCAGUGACAGCUAAAGUAACAGAUUUUGGUACUUCUCGUUCAUUCAUUGAAUCAUCUCAAAAAUUAGGAAUUCAACACAUUGGCACACCUGUUUAUAUGGCACCAGAAAUGACAUUACAAAAAGGUGAAGUUAAUGAACAAAUGACAUUAAAAUCAGAUGUAUAUUCAUUUGCUAUUUGUAUGUUAGAAGUUUGGAUAAGUAAAGAUCCAUAUAAUUCAAUAAAAUUCCCAGAUGGUGAAUCAAUUCUUAAAUUUGUUGGAGCAGGAAAAAGACUUGAAAUACCGAGUGGGUGUUUAUUUUCGGAAGUUAUUGAAAGAUGUUGGCAACAAGACCCACGAGAUAGACCCUCUUUUCAAGAAGUUGCAAUUAUGUUAUCAAAAGUAUAUAAAGGAUAUAUUGAUGGAGAAACUAGUGCAUGUGUUGAUACAUUAUGUGUAAAUGAGAAUUCUAAACGUAAGUCAUAUGUUCCAAUAGAAACAAUAAGUGUAGAAAGUAAAAUAGAAGAACCAUUAAAGGAAAAAGAAGAUAAAAAGGAAAGUUCACAAGAUUUGAUUCAAAGAGAAGAGCAAACAGAAAAUAAGAGUUUAUCAUCAGAAGGAGAGUCUGAAUAA